AUGACGAUAAAAUUUAAAGAUUAUAGAGAAUUUCUGCUGAGGAGCAUUUUUAUUGUCGUAUUCUCAAGCAUUAUAAUAGGACUUUCUAUAGAAAAAAUAUCUAUAGCAUUUAAAAUAAAAGAUGUAGACCCAUUAAUUUCCAUGCAAAUUAAAGAUUUAUCUGUUAUGGGGGGAUUUCCAGUAUGGUCAUCAUUUAUUUGUACGCAAAAUAUGACGAGUUUACGAGCGCAAACAUUAAAAAGAGGGAAACCAAAUGGCACCUCAACAACAGAUGUGGCGACGGAUUUACCUUCAGAAUACAUUUCUCCAACUAAUACAAAUAGUUUAGCAGCUGGGGAUUGGACCUUGCAACUAGGUGCUUGGCCCUGCUUUAUAUUUAAUCCAAGAAACAUUCAGUUCAUUCCUGGGGUGGUUGAUCAAAUCAUUUUAAUGGCUUUUAUUAAUGAAGGUGAACAAGUCCUUGAUGGUCAAAACAAUCUAUUGUUUGGCAUAUUUGAUGAAGAAAGAAAUAUGUCUAUGGUUGAACCUUUUGUUGGCCCAACGCCUUCCGUGAACACCUUUACUUUCACGAGAACUCAAAAAAUUGAUGUCAAUAAAACACCUCAUUCUUAUUUCUUUGUUAAUAAACAAAAUUCCAAUAAAAUUGAUGGAGGGUUUGGAGUAAAAAACAUGGUAGCAAGAUUUUUAUAUGCCCCAGACACAUAUAUGGCGGUGACUUACACGGAGAGGAGGCCAUAUACACCAUUUGACCUUAUCUCCGCUGUUGGUGGUCUGAUGACAUAUACUUUGGCGAUCUGGUUUCUUAUGUUUGGGAGGGGCAAGUACCGUUCGUGGGGAUUAGUUCAGCGAUAUUUGUUGCACAAUUCACCAGAUGCCUUGAAAAAAGAUGAAAAGAAUCGAUUAUUACCAAUUACUUACAAAGAUCAAAAAGACUUGGAAAGUCAAAUAAAUUGCGGGUUAAGCCCAACAACCGGAAGUUCUUCACCUCCUUUAAGCGUCAACGCGUAUACGCCUUCACUGUAUUUUUUCUCGACUAAUGGAACGCCGACACAGCAAAAUUUUCCUUCAUCACCGUCUAAUCCAAUGGCAAGCUCAAAGAGUCUAAAUAAAAGGAUUGAUGCUAGGAUUAACCUAAAACUCUGGUUUGUUGAACAAACAUUGAAUCGACAUUAUCUUUCCGGAUUUAGAUUACGGAAUUAUGAUGUUGAUUUUAAAAAAUUUGGAAUCGAAACGUAUGAUGAUGAAGAAAUACCCUUAACUCCUCCGACCGCACAUCAUAAUUGGAGUAAUUUCAAUUCAGGAGCAGGAGUUUAUUCACCUGAUCAUAAUAGUCAUGGAAAAUUUCAAACAUCAUCUUCACCUUCACCUUCUCCUCACGGUAGUCAAAUAUUCCAAAAGAAGAAUAAUAAUAACAGUCCUUUAAAUCCGGAAGAACUGAGACCUCAAUAUCCGAAUGUAACGUUAAAUCAAGUACCAAUUGAAAAGAAGAAUCGAGGGAGAAAUAGUACGAGUGCAUCGUCAUUACAACCAAUAAAUCAUCUCCACCGACCUGGAAAUCGGUGA
Funneliformis geosporum is the source of this 1563-nucleotide messenger RNA. Lineage: Eukaryota; Fungi; Glomeromycota; Glomeromycetes; Glomerales; Glomeraceae. The record is from the annotation of a GenBank genome assembly.